Messenger RNA from Corticium candelabrum, 680 nucleotides. Its product is annotated as microtubule-associated proteins 1A/1B light chain 3C-like. Gene Ontology annotation, molecular function: ubiquitin protein ligase binding. The transcript has 4 exons. Gene Ontology annotation, biological process: cellular response to nitrogen starvation; macroautophagy; autophagosome assembly. The coding region runs from base 100 to 480 and encodes 126 amino acids. The record is from RefSeq and is a predicted model, not a curated record. Gene Ontology annotation, cellular component: autophagosome; autophagosome membrane; cytosol. NCBI's taxonomy places the organism in Eukaryota, Metazoa, Porifera, Homoscleromorpha, Homosclerophorida, Plakinidae.
UAAUGUGCUGAGUAAACAUCACGUGACCAUUAGGUGACACUGUAAGGCCAGAAUCAGGAAAUCGGUGUAGUCGUCGCAUCGCUCUUAACACACCCAACCAUGGAGUCUGAUGCGCGGUCUCAAUCUCUCAAAUCGUUCAAGCAAAGGCGAUCUUUUGCUAGUAGAAAAGACGAAGUAGCAGGCAUUCGUAUCAAGUUUCCCAACAAAAUCCCGGUGAUAGUGGAGCGAUACGCCAAGGAGAAGGACCUUCCCUUGCUUGACAAAACGAAGUUCCUCGUGCCACAGGAGCUCACCAUGAGUCAGUUCGUUACAAUCAUCAGAAAUCGCCUUUCUCUCUCCUCGUCUCAAGCUGUGUAUUUCAUGGUAAACAACAAGACUCUUGCAAGCAUGUCAUCUACAAUGCAGGAGAUUUACAGUGGUGAGAAAGAUGAGGAUGGCUUCCUCUACAUGGUAUAUGCAUCACAGGAAAUGUUUGGUUGAACAAGAAGCUCAUGAACGAUGGGAAUGUAUAUAAUAUCUAGAUCUUGACAAUCAUUUCACUAAACGUGACAGUAACAAUCAUGUAGUGUGUAUCCUGUGUGUAGUACUAGGAAUUACAUUGAGAAAUGUUAUUGAUGUGUUGUAUCAUCAGUCAUGUGGACUGUAUUGGUAUCAUAAUCUGAAUGUUCAAUUUUACUUGA